Messenger RNA from Phlebotomus papatasi, 1785 nucleotides. RefSeq names its product heterogeneous nuclear ribonucleoprotein 87F-like. NCBI's taxonomy places the organism in Eukaryota, Metazoa, Arthropoda, Insecta, Diptera, Psychodidae. The transcript is spliced from 5 exons. The coding region runs from base 177 to 1340 and encodes 387 amino acids. The record is from RefSeq and is a predicted model, not a curated record. Gene Ontology annotation, molecular function: RNA binding.
CGAAAAUCGACAAAGACGUCAACUCACCGGCGGCCAUUUUUCGUCAUUGUCUUGUGCGUCUUUUCUUGGUGGCUGCAUCGAGGUUCUCUUGAAAAGGCUUUUAACUGUGAAUUAUUUGUGAAAUAAAUAGGUGAAAACUGCGUAGGAGAGUUUUAAGUGAAUCCCUGAGUUGUUGAAUGUCCGGAAAGAAAAAUAUGGAUCACGGAGAUAGUCAAAACGGUUCCCACUGGGUUGAGGAUCACGAGGAAGCAUACUGUGGUGGCUUUCAGGGGGACGCGCACGAGCUGGAACAUCUGAGGAAGUUAUUUAUCGGGGGCCUGGACUACCGCACCACCGAUGAGUCUCUGAAGGCGCACUUUGAGAAAUGGGGCAAGGUUGUGGAUGUGGUAGUGAUGAAGGAUCCCAAGACCAAGCGUUCGCGUGGCUUUGGGUUCAUCACUUAUUCCAGGUCCUACAUGGUGGACGAUGCCCAGAAUGCUCGUCCACACAAAGUGGAUGGGCGCGUGGUGGAGCCCAAGAGGGCUGUGCCACGCCAGGAUAUCGUCCGUCCGGAUGCUGGGGCCACGGUGAAGAAACUCUUCGUGGGUGGACUGAAGGAUGAACACGAUGAGGAGAAUCUCAGGGAAUACUUCCAGAAAUUCGGCACGGUCAUGUCCAUCAAUGUGCUGACGGACAAGGAGACGGGCAAGAAGCGCGGCUUCGCCUUUGUAGAGUUCGAUGACUACGAUCCAGUGGACAAAGUUGUCUUGCAAAAGCAACACAGCAUCCGGAACAAGUUGCUGGAUGUGAAAAAGGCUCUGUCGAAGCAAGAAAUGGACCGCAAUCAGGGCGGUGGUGGUGGUGGUGGUGGCGGAAGCCGCGGUGGCCGCAAUAUGGGUGGCGGAGGCGCUGGAGGCCGAAGCAGUGGCCAGAAUUGGAACAGGAAUGUGUCCAAUAAUGACAAUUGGUCAAAUGGUGGCAGCUACGGCGGUGGUGGCUACAGCAACCAGGGCAGUGGCAAUGGAGGCUGGAGCAACCAGAUGAAUCCCUGGGACAAUGGACCGAGCCAGGGAGGCUGGAAUCAGGGUGGCAGCUACAAUUCCGGAAAUGGAAAUCAAGGUGGAAAUUGGGGCAAUGAUAGCUUCGGCGGAGGCUACCAACAGGGCUACGGUGGGGGCCCCAUGAGGGGUGGCAACAACUAUCAAGGUGGCAAUCGUAUGGCACCUUACGGAAACAACAUGGGCGGCAAUGGAGGCAACUAUGGAAUGAACGGGUACAAUUCCAACAACCAGGGCGGAGGCUACGGUUCCUCCAACAUGAUGGGCAGCAGCAUGGGAAGUGGUGGAAAUCGCCGAUAUUGAAAUUUAGUCCAUUUGGAGGUUCAAUAGGCUGACGAAUAAGAAAAGAAAAAAGAAAUGAAAGAUAAACAGAAUAGCUAAAAACUCUAGUAUCAAGCAGAAGCAUCUCAGAAAAGAAAAUAGUGACAGACAGAGAGAGAGAGAGAAGUCAGAUGAUAGGCAGACAGAGCGAGAUUUGACAAGAAGACAGACAAGAGAGAAGUGAAUGGGGAUUUUCGUAUAAAAAAAAAUAGAAGAAGUAUGAUCAAUUUAGUUUAAUCGUAUUUAUUAGAAAAUAAGUAGUUUUAAAACAAAAAUAGAUGUUAUCCCUUCAGUAUAUUAACUUUUUAUUGAUGAACACACAACACACUUAAAAAUAUAUAUAUCACAAAUAUUUCUUUUAUUCAAGGAAAGAAUGAAAAAAAAAACACCAAAACUGAUUUUAGAAAAAGAAAACUAUUUUAAAACA